Molecule: messenger RNA, 3293 nt
Organism: Meleagris gallopavo (turkey)
Lineage: Eukaryota; Metazoa; Chordata; Aves; Galliformes; Phasianidae
Source: RefSeq, a predicted model, not a curated record
CCGCGCGGCGUGGUUCCGAGACAGGAGUCCGCGCUCGCUCCUCCUGCUGAGCCGAAGGCGGGAGGCUGGGCCAGAGCACCGGGCAGCACUACGAUUCUUUUCUUCACAGACCCCCAUGUCCUCCCGUCCCCUUUAGCGGCCCCGAGGCCCUGUCUGCGCCUUGCUGCUGUGUUUCCGGCUAGUCAAAGCGCAUUCAGCUGCCUGUCUCUGGGUUCUUCGUCGCUCCCUUAGUCUGUUAGCCUUCAGCAUUCCUUUCAGCCCGCUGGCACAGCGAGCUAGGUGAUGAAACCCCUGUAAUGCUGCCAGCUGACUUAAGCGGGGAGUGCUUCUUUCCACUUUUUUUCCCCCGGAGAUUUCUGUGCUGGGUACCUCAGGGGUGUAGGAGGGUAUCUCUGUGACUGGGAGAUGAGAGCUUGUUGGGCAGAAUUCCAGUGGAACAGCAUGUACCUCUUUUCUGAGGACCUGAGAACAAGACCACACUGUCAUGUGAAGCUUGGCUGUGAAAAUACCUGUCUGCUGCUGUGGGAAAUGGCCAGAAGUUGGAACGCAAACAGAUCAGGCUGUAGGAGCAAUCUGCUGGGAAGAGAGCUUGAAUUACUGACGCGAGCGAUGGCGUUGCCGUCUGCCUGGAGUGCGAUGCGCGUGGUGAUCCCGUUCAUCUCGGUGCUGGGCCUGCUAAGCGUGAGGCUUGUGGGGGCCAGCCAGGACUCGGGGAGUGUCAUUCCUGCCGAAAGCCGUCCCUGCGUUGACUGCCAUGCGUUUGAGUUCAUGCAGAGGGCGUUGCAGGAUUUAAAGAAGAUGGCGUAUAAUCUAGACACACGGACAGAAACACUCCUCCUGAAAGCAGAGAAGAGAGGGCUGUGUGACUGCUUUCCUGCAAUGCACUGAAAUGAGCGCUGGGAUCAGGCCAAUGGACAUGUAUUAUGUAUUCAUUUUUAAAACACUGUUGAAUAAAUUACAGGAAGAUACGGAGUGCUGCACCGCAAGAGAACAAUUUUUAUCCAAACAGGUACAGCCCAGUUAGAUAAUUUUUCCUUUGAUGUGCUUUAUCAGUACUAUAUGUGAUAUUGCAUCUGCUGAAAUGUCAAAAGAAGAAGCAGUGUUAGUGUCUCAUUCCUGGGAUUUGUGUAGGGACAGCAUCUCACUUUCCUGCUAUCUUAAGCCAAAAAUUGUCCUUAGACUCUCAGGCCAACCCCUCAGCUUAUGUAAAUUGCCAGAGAUCUAUCAAAGAGUAAGUGGAGUCAAAUUCUUUUAUGUUACAAGUGUGUCCCUAAAAAGAAAAUGAAGCUGCUUUGCAGUGAUGCUUUGCUGUAAAUUUGCAAACACGCAGUCGUGAUUUUAUAUAGAAAUUAGUAGUUGUCACUGCCUGCCUGGCAGCACACAGAAGGUAUUUGUUCCCAAUUUUAUCAAUAAUGCAGUGCACGGCAAGCAGUAAUCUGUACCCAGCAUUUGUUUCUUCAGAGCCACAUAGUAGCUGUGAUCUUUUUGGAGGGAUUUAUUAAGUAUCUAAUGCAAUCACUAACGUUUAUAAUCACAUGAAUGCUGCCUGGCAAUAGAACUGAUUGCGUCUGCCAAAAUCUUCUGGAGAAGUGUCUUUCAUUAAGCAAAUCACAGCCUGGGCUGAACCACUCUCACUGGCCGCUCCAGCAGGUUUGGCAGAACGCCUGCACAACGCCCGCGCAGCCAGGAGCCUCCUGCAAACUCUGUUUUUUAAAUAUUUAGGUUCUAGCAAAAUGGUCCAUAGCUCUUGCGUGGACUUACGCAGGGAGGAAUUUCGCUCCACAGUGAUGGGUUACGCACUGAUGCUAUUAAUAUUCCCACUGCAGUCAGUGGGAAAUAAGAGGACACAAUGGUUCAGGCAGUGUUGCUACACUGUAGUACACUUGUAGUAGACAAGAUUGCACCUUGUUACACUUUGAAAAACAGUGGCACAUCCUUUCCCCAUGUUUUCCUUUUUUUGGGGGGGGUGGGCGGGAUGGGGAAAAACAGAAGAUUCCCCCAAUGGAAAGUUAUUGUACAGAGUAACAGAUUUUCAUAAAACUUCAAAUAUCUUCCCCAAAGUGUGGUGAAUGGAAAUGUGGAGAUCAGCUAGAGCAUCUAUGUAUGAAUUUGAAAUUUUAUGCAAGCAAGGGUGUGGGAGAAGUAUCAACAACAGUGGUUUUCAAAGUUAUUUUGUCAACCUUUAUCAAAACACCCAUUUCUCUAUAAGCAGCUGAUAUUCUGCUGUCGGGCUGCUCAGUGAGCUAUAAUCCAAGCCUCUUCUCUCCUAUUUUAUUCCACCACUGCAGGCACAGGGAACUAUGAUCCACUGCCAGAAUAUUUUGUGUGCAGUCACAGCCAGUAAUAUGCAGUAUUAGAAUACACUCUGGCAAAGUAACUUGAAAGGCUGCUGAUUCUCAGUAAGGAAAAGCAUCCUUCCACCUUCAUUUUAAGUAGGAAUUUUGUUGACCUUUGUAGUAUUCCAGAAAAACCCUUUAUAGGUCAUCAGGACCCAGUUUGUAUGAAAGAGAAGCAUUGUGACACAGCAACAGAGUGCUUCUCUGCAUUACACUCCACUAAAGCACUGGAAACUGGCUGAGGGGAAGCAAUAGAGGGUGUCAUAAUAGAGUGGUUUAUUUUACAACUAUAGCAGUAGGCAUAACACAACUGCUUUCAAAUUCCAGCCUUAGGUUGCUUUACUCCCACUUUGAUUUGAACAUGAGCAAUGCACACAUCUUGAACUGAUUUUUGGCAGAGGUAGAAUUUCAGCACUGAACCUGCGAGGUUUUUCAGCACAGCUCACUUUCUGGGGACAGCAGCACGUCUGUGGUUUUGUAUUGCUGUUGUGCAUGCUUAUUCUGCUGGUACCUUAAAGAAUGUGGCAAAGUCCUGUUAGCAAAUGCUGGUUUGGUUUUUUUGUUUGUUUGUUUUUUGGGUUGUUUUUCUUUUUUUGGCUGUGUUUUCAUUUAGAAAAGUGGUUGCACACAGCUGAGUUUUGAUAUGCAACUUGUUAUGAUAAAAAGGCGGAAUGACUGACGAGUGGAUGUUCUCUGGCUCUCAAGGGGAUCAGAGUGACACUGCAAAUUUAUAGCUGUGAUAGCAGUGAUGAGAUGUACUCCUCUUCGUCUAUAACAAUAAAAAUACAAGAUGCAUUGUGCUGUUUGGUGUGCUUUGUUACUUAUUUGUAACUUAAGAUGUUCAUGCAGUAAUAAAUAUCUGCUCUUUAAUUAGUUGGAAAAUUCUCAGAGGGAAAAGUGCUAUUUUGAAUAAGAAAGUCAAGAAAUCUUGUAUUUGAGCUAAAUUUAUGAAUGUAC